AAGGUUAUUGGUGGACAAUUUGCAUGGCGUUUGAUCUUGCCCCUGUUUCUGUUUUGGGAGUUUGAAGCCAUUGUGGUCUUGUUUUCUCCGUUAUUUGAGCAUGUUGAUCUUCUUCUUUUUUCCCUUCUUAGAUUGCUUGAUGGACAGAAAUUGUCAUACUGUAUUGAAGAAACAAGAUUAUUGCUUCACAUUGUGCUUAACUUUCCCUCUUCUUUCAUCAUUUAUGCACCAUUUUGGCUUGGAUGAUGUGUUCUGUGUUAAUUUAUUUCAUAGUGCAGUAAUUCCAUGUUGAAAUAUGUAUUUCCUGUUGUGGACAAGUGUGGUCUAGUCAUUUAAUAAGCUACUACUAUUGUUCAUCCUGCUGAUGAAAUUUGGUGGAAUCUCCUAUACAAUUAAAUGACUAAUCAAGAGGUUAGCGUGUUGGAAUCAUUGCACUUCUCAUUAAAAUAAUUAGGUAGCAUGGACCUAAGUUCUUGACUUUUCUGUUUGGCGAUUGGUUUUUGUUUGGUCUAGAUUUUAUUUCUUGUCUUAGAAGGCAUCUGUGAUUCUUGAUUUCUUGUGACAUAUGCACUUAGUCGUUUUUCCUAUCUCAUUAAUAGUAUUUAACAAGGGAAGCUUGUUGUUUGGUCUAGUUCAUCUGUCGAUCGUCCUCCUUUUCGACAUUACAAUUUGAGUUCUUGAUUUGUCUUUUUGUAUCGUGUGAUUUGCUUGAGCUUUUCCAUGGUUGUGGGGUGUAGACUUUGGUUGAAUUUAUGAUAGUUGUUGCUGUUUUGAGUUGGUUCAUAAUGUAAAUUGUUAGGUCGUAGUUCAUUUUCAAUGAUUUUGGACUUACGAACUCUUGGUCCGAGAGGUUAAGAAGCCGUUCACUCCACCACGAGAAGUGCACGCACAAGUGACCCACUCGAUGCCCCGGGAAAAGAUUGAGAUCUUUAACUCGCUGCACGACUGGGCUGAGAACAACAUCUUGGUGCUCCUUAAGCACGUCGAGAAGUCUUGGCAGCCGACUGAUUUCCUGCCCGACCCUGCAUCGGAAGGCUUCCAUGAGCAGGUGAAGGAGCUCAGGGAACGGUGCAGGGAAAUCCCCGAUGACUACUUUGUGGUUUUGGUUGGAGACAUGAUCACGGAGGAAGCUCUCCCGACUUACCAGACGAUGAUCAACACUCUGGAUGCAGUCCGGGAUGAGACGGGUGCCAGCCCGACCCCCUGGGCUAUUUGGACAAGGGCUUGGACAGCCGAAGAGAAUAGGCACGGCGAUCUCCUCAACAAGUAUCUUUACCUUUCUGGCCGCGUCGACAUGAGGCAAAUCGAGAAGACGAUUCAAUACCUGAUCGGCUCGGGGAUGGACCCUCGGACCGAGAACAACCCGUACCUCGGAUUCAUCUACACCUCGUUCCAAGAGAGGGCGACAUUCGUCUCGCACGGGAACACGGCCCGGCUCGCCAAGCAACACGGCGACAUCAAGCUGGCUCAGAUAUGUGGGACCAUCGCCGCGGACGAGAAGCGCCACGAGACGGCCUACACCAAGAUCGUCGAGAAGCUCUUCGAGGUCGACCCCGACGGCACCGUGCUAUCCCUGGCCGACAUGAUGAGGAAGAAGAUCGCAAUGCCGGCUCACCUGAUGUACGACGGGAGCGACGACGCUCUCUUCGAGAACUUCUCUGCGGUCGCUCAGAAGCUCGGAGUGUACACAGCCAAGGACUACGCGGACAUCUUGGAGUUCUUGGUGGCGCAUUGGGAGGUCGAGAAGCUCACCGGGCUCUCUGGUGAGGGGCGGAAGGCGCAGGAAUACGUGUGCGGGCUGCCGCCUCGGAUUCGGAAACUGGAGGAGAGAGCACAGCAUAAAGCUAAAGGAAAGGCAGCGGUGAGAGUUCCAUUCAGCUGGAUAUAUGGUAGAGAAAUCAUGCUUUGAAGUUUAGGGGGUCUUCUUUACUAAUGUUUUUUUUGGUGUUUGUAUUGAUGAGUUUGUUAUGUGUUUUGGACGACGUCGUGUUAGUGGUACUAGUGUUUCAUUUUUCAUUUUGCUCUAUAAUUUUGGUUUUCAAUGCUAAAUUGUGGUAUGUUUAAUUA
Salvia hispanica is the source of this 2067-nucleotide messenger RNA. RefSeq names its product stearoyl-[acyl-carrier-protein] 9-desaturase, chloroplastic-like. Gene Ontology annotation, biological process: fatty acid metabolic process. Gene Ontology annotation, molecular function: stearoyl-[ACP] desaturase activity. NCBI's taxonomy places the organism in Eukaryota, Viridiplantae, Streptophyta, Magnoliopsida, Lamiales, Lamiaceae. Gene Ontology annotation, cellular component: chloroplast stroma. The record is from RefSeq and is a predicted model, not a curated record.